Messenger RNA from Eruca vesicaria subsp. sativa (arugula), 351 nucleotides. NCBI's taxonomy places the organism in Eukaryota, Viridiplantae, Streptophyta, Magnoliopsida, Brassicales, Brassicaceae. The record is from the annotation of a GenBank genome assembly.
AUGGCAAAAGUAAGUGACACAAGUGUGGACAAGUUGAGCCCGGGGAAUGUAGCCCUCGCCUCUUCAAUAUCUAAAGUAAUCGCCUCUGUAUCAACAUACCCGCACGAGGUUGUGAGGUCAAAGCUUCAAGAACAAGGGCAAGUAAGAAACGUUAAGGCUAAGUAUUCAGGAGUCAUUGACUGCACAAAGAAGGUGUUUAGAAAUGAAGGACUCCCCGGAUUUUACCGAGGCUGUGCCACUAACCUACUAAGGACAACACCUUCUGCGGUUAUUACAUUUACAAGCUAUGAGAUGAUCCAUAGGUUUCUUGUACAAGUAGUCUUCCCGGAAAAGGAAAGCCAAAACCAUUAA